AUGGAAGGACUGAAUAUUUUGCGAACGGUGGUCGUGCUGGUGGCUGUGUUCCAUAUUAACAAGGCGCAGGACAUGGAAUUCACUGAUAUCAGAGAUCUUGAUAUCCGACUUGUCAAUGGCAGCGCCCCCAACGAGGGCAGGGUGUUAGUUCGCUGGUUGCCUGACUCCGAGUGGAAGGCUCUGUGUCUUAAUCCGUAUGCUCCCGACACCAUCGCCUAUCAGAUGUGCAGACGGCUUGGGUACCAGUUCGCAUGCGGUAUGGAGGAGGCAGGGGCGGGGCGAACCGAUGACCCCUCCCUGGUGAACAUACCAAGCGUGGAAUAUCUGGAAGGCUGCUUUACGCACGCAUUUAACAUCACUACUGGGGGUUGCGUCUUAUCUGAGUCACCUCCGUUCGGUCCCAGUACCGACCCGCCUUGUGCGCAUGAACAAGACACGUGGCUAAUUUGUGGAUUUGCAGGAAUGCCAGACUUCGAAUUGCGACUGGUGGAGGAGGCAUCCAAUACUUCCAGAGGACUCGUUCAGGGCCGUUGCGGUGGGAUACACGAAUGGGGUGCCGUCUGCGGUAACAGAUUUGCCAAGCUCAGGGCCGGGCACGUUGUCUGUCGAGAUCUUGGAUUGUCGAACUACUCCAUAUCAACAGGAACACUAGCCUUUGGAGAGGUUAAUGCGCAGCACGUGCCCAACUACAAUCUGUUCGUGGAUAUCGGUUGUGUUGGCGACGAAGCAAGUCUGAGCGAGUGCGAACACUUCUCUCUACGUCAGUGCCAGAGUUACGCCACAGUAGAAUGUUUUACCGAAACUCGGGAGUAUGAAGAUAUUGCUUAUCUGUGUGGUUCUAAGCAACUCUGUGGCCAAGAAUGCCAUCAACAGAUCAAUCCUCUGCCGGACAGCGCUGAUGUAUUCCACUAUUGCCAGUGCGACGACGCCUGCGUUCUAUUCGACGACUGUUGCUACGACUACGCCAAUGUUUGCGACCGAACACCGCCAAGUUUAGAACGCGGGGGCUUCACGACUGAUUGGUUCGGCUGCGUCUGGAUACCGGGCAGUCAGUUCACUCACAUUGGUUUUGUGGUGGUAGAACGUUGCCCAGAAGACUGGAGAGACGAAGGCACACGUGCUUUGUGUGAGAAGCCGAUCAAUGUGACAGACGUCAUUGGUUCAAUACCAGUAUACGACGAUCAAGGUGUGGAUUUUAAAAACAUCUUCUGUGCCCUGUGUAACCGCAGGUCUCUAGCUAGGUUAAGCAGGUGGGACAUUUUCGGCUCUGACAAUGUUAUAAGUAGUACUGCGAACCUAUAUCACCCAUCUCUCAACCAGACCCUUCCGACAAAGGGCUGGGCCGUCACUCCACCAAAAGGUCACACAGAAAUACGUAAGUGCCCCGCUCAUGUGAUUGACACCUGUCUUGUUGACUUUCGCGGUACCGACAUGGAGACAGCUUGUAGAGCUUACUACGCACCCGUACGAACCGAUCGGGAAAACAUAAGGUAUCGUAACCCACACUGUGCUAUGUGCAACGGCAAGAUUCUCGAACCAGAUAACUCCUGCAUGGACCACGUCUGUACGGAGACAUGCGAACCUGUACCGUGGGGUCACUGCAUGGGUGUAUGCAGCCCGUACGACGACUUCUUCACAAUUGAGGUUCUCUUUGACUUCACAUCCUCCUCUUCCAUCAAUGGGAGGUCCUGCUUGGAAGGGCAGAUCUAUGAUCCAUUCCUAGAGAGGUGCCGAGUGCUGACGUGCGCAGCUGGGUAUCGAAUCAACGGCGACGAGUGUGUGGCAUACACUCCGGCAGAUCCGCCCAUAAACGGCAGUAUGGAGACAUCUGCGAUCGAAUGCUGGGCAAAGCGUCUUGGCAAAGACACAACCGGCGGGCAAGCCUUGAUGGCAGGACAAACUAUCAUCCUGGAGGACCCAGAUGCGGGACAGUUGUCAGCUCUUGUUCUCCUGACCUCUUUUCGAGGAGCGCUUGACGUUGAAGCAUCUUUUGAUGGUGCACAUGAAUCAAUAGACAACACCACCACACUCCCUGGAUUACUUUGCAAUAUAUCUACGCUGUCAAUUUUCGUGCCGUUUGGUCUCCGAGCUUCUAGUACCUGUCAGACUGUAAAUGGGAAUGAAACAUUUGAAGGAUAUGUUGGAAACCUUUUGGAGGUGAUAAGGUUUCAAGGUAUCAAAGAUAAGGGAGAGUAUACGAAGAAAAGAGCAUCGCCUCUAUGCUUGAAGGUUGCCAACCUGAAUUGCUCAUCUCUUCUUACGUUAAACGGUUCCGAGUACACGAUCUUGGCGGAUGAGAUUUUACAGGUGACUGUAAGUGGCAUACGUAUACCUACUGCCGAGUACGUUCGUUUCCCAGACGACUCUGCUGUCACGUGCUCUUUCACAGGUCCGCUUCCGGAGGGGUUGGAGCCGAAGAUCAGAAGGGCAAUUUCCUUUGCAGGUAGCUGUCUGUCUUUGCUGGCACUUGCCGCAACCUUCGUUACAUACUGCGUCUUUCCUGAGAUCCGGAACACCGCGGGCAAGUCAACGAUGAACCUGGUGGUGGCGCUCUUCGUCGCCAUCUUGCUGUUCCUACUGACGGGCUACCUCAGGCAGAGCCGCGCCGCUUGCGUGUCCGGUGCCGUAGGAGCGCAUUUCGCCUGGCUUGCCGCUUUCUGCUGGAUGACGGUCCUUAGCGUCAGUGUUGCUCGCACUCUGGCGUCCAAGGUGACCAUACCGCAUCGUGGCAGAGGAAUCGAUCGUUCACUGGUCACCUACAUGUGUCUUGCCUGGGGGAUCCCCCUGAUCAUAGUGACCAUCUGUCUGGCCCUCCAGUUCUGUAACUGCACCAGCCUACCUACAAUCUACGCAGAGAGAAACAUCUGUUGGAUCACUGACGCCACGGUUCGCGUGGUCGUCUUCUUGGUACCGGUUGCGGUGAGUUUGGUUCUGAACAUCACCACGUAUAUCUUCACGGUCAUCAACUUCCGGAGAAACAGACAAGCAAGCAAGGCUGCUCGGGAUCAAACAACGACGGACGCAGUCAGAGAAGAACUCUCCGUCUACUUAAAGAUCUGCACACUUGUUGGCGUGACCUGGAUCUUCGGCUUCGUGUCUCAGUCAGUGACUGGCAUCGUAGUAUUCUCCUACAUCUACAUCCUCCUCAAUUAUCUCCAAGCGGUCUUCAUCUUCAUCGCCUUUUGCCUCAACAAGAGGGUCCGGGGUCUGUGGAGGCAGAAGCUGAGAAAGAAGCCGGCACACACCGGGACGACGAAUUCGACUUCUCACUACCCAAGGCAUCAGGCGAACACAAUCUCCUCCAGGAUGUCCGGGAUAAAUCACACGAACACGACCACAGAGAACACCCAUCUGUAACUCUUAUCUCUCCAAAGUGAAAGCUUGUAACACAAAGGUAUCGACAUAAUAGCACACAUAUCGACCAAACAGGCUUUCAUUGCGCGGUAUGAUUUACGUCCCCCGCUCGCCGCGUCAUUGAAAACAUUCCAGGAACAUCACAGCUCCUCGGGGAGCAUACAGCUUAAUGCUGCCAUAUCGACGCAAUCGGAUGAAUCAAACACAUGAUAGUUUUUCCAUCACGUGUACCAAUUUACUCCUGGGAGGGGGAGAGGCAAUGAGUGACAAAGCGUCUUGCCCAAGGUACAGGACACGAAUCACAAACCCCAGGUUAGACUUGAACCAAUAACCUUCAGAUUUACCCACAAGAUCAGCAGUUCAAUACAAAAGACUACGAAGCCACGGUACUCAACGGGUUUGGGAGGGAGACAACAUGUCUCUGAGAAAAGGCCGUUUGGCCUGAUUCAACUUCGUCUGUAGUCAAUAUAGUUCUCCUAUCAAAGUCGGGGUUUUUUUUCCAAGUAUAUAUAAAUAAAGAUAAUAAAUACAAUGUAGGUGAUGUAAAAUCGUGUAGUUAAAGGCUGCUAAUAGUUUUAAGUGUCAUUGUAAGGUUAUUGUAUGUGUAAUUUCAUUUUAGACGAAGUAUAGAUUUUGCCCACGUCAUAUCUAAUUGUUAAUUAAAUUACACUUAGUGAAUAUAGUUACUCAGA
Molecule: messenger RNA, 4046 nt
Organism: Patiria miniata (bat star)
Lineage: Eukaryota; Metazoa; Echinodermata; Asteroidea; Valvatida; Asterinidae
Exons: 5
Coding region: 1-3357 (1118 amino acids)
Biological process (GO): cell surface receptor signaling pathway; G protein-coupled receptor signaling pathway
Cellular component (GO): membrane
Molecular function (GO): G protein-coupled receptor activity
Source: RefSeq, a predicted model, not a curated record